ACCCCUUUAAGACUCCACUGUUCUGGUCGAUAUAAAGCUAGGGCCAGAACCGAAAGCGGUUUAAAUCCCGGCAGAAUAUAAGACGUCUACAUCGAAUCCUCCCUCGAUCUCUGUAAACAUGACUGCACUCGGUCAAGCUUUGUCUAAUCUCAAACCCAUCAUGCGAAACUGCACGAUGCAUGGCAGUAGGAAUGAGGUUUCGGUACUGGUCAUCAACACCGGAGGAACAAUCGGAAUGAAGAGUCAUGGCGACGUCCUCGAACCGGAGGAUAAUGUGUUUGUGGAGGGCCUGCGAAAGCUGACCAUCUUCCAUGAUGAGCGAUAUGCCGAGGAAACGUGCAUGUAUGACUUCUACGGUAACCGGGACAAAACACUAGUCCUGCCGGCGUACAAGGACAAUAAACGGGUAGUGUACACCUUUCUAGAGUACAGCCCCUUACUGGAUUCCUCCAACAUGACGACCGAGGACUGGGCGAAAAUCGGGAAGGACAUCGAAAAAAACUACGAGCGCUACGAUGGCUUUGUGAUCCUCCACGGCACGGACACCAUGGCCUACACGGCCUCCGCCCUGUCCUUCAUGUGUGAGCACCUGGGCAAGCCCGUCAUCCUCACUGGCUCCCAGGUGCCAAUUUAUGAAUUAAGGAGCGAUGGCAGGGACAACCUGCAGGGAGCGCUGCUUAUGGCUGGUCUGUUUCAUAUUCCGGAGGUAUGCCUGUACUUCCGCAACAAACUGUACAGGGGAAACCGCGUCACCAAAGUGGACGCUGGAAGUUUCGAUGCCUUCACCUCCCCUAACCUGUCCCCCCUGGCCACCUUGGACGUGGAUAUAACAAUCAACUCGGACACGGUGUGGAGAGCCAACCGCUCCUACAAGUUCGCCGUGAAAACAGAGCUGAACCGCAACGUGGGCCUGCUGAGGCUGUUCCCUGGCAUCACCGCGGCAACCGUGAGGUCGUUCCUGCAGCCGCCCAUGGAGGGCGUGGUCCUGGAGACCUACGGCACCGGGAACGCCCCCGACAACCGCCCCGACCUCCUGGCCGAGAUGAAGGAGGCCACCGACCGCGGCGUGAUCAUCAUCAACACCACCCAGUGCCUGAGGGGCACCGUGUCCAAGGUCUACGCCACAGGCGAGGUGCUGUAUAAAGCGGGGCUGCUGCCCGGCGUGGACAUGACCCCAGAGGCGGUCCUCUCCAAGCUCUCUUAUGUGUUGGCCAUUGAAGGGCUGGACCUGCAGACCAAAAAGAAGAUGAUGGCCGAGAACCUGCGAGGGGAGAUGAUGGCAGACCUGGCGGGAGCCAAGCUCAACCUGCGUGACAGCCGCUUCAUCCAGGUCAUCGCCAAGUCGCUCAGCAUCAGCUGCAGGGAGGAGCUGGUAGCCAUCCGCGACGCCCUGACCCCCCCGCUGGCCUGCGCCGCCGCCAAGAUCGGAGACGUGGAGGCCCUGGAAUCCAUCCGGGAAAUGGGGAGUAACCUGAGUGUGGGCGACUACGACGAUCGCACACCGCUGCACAUCGCUGCGAGUGAGGGCCACCUGAAGGUUGUCCAGUACCUCCUGGACCAGGGGUCCACCAUCCACAGCCGGGAUCGCUACGGCGACACACCCCUGUGUAACGCAGUGCGCUUUAGACGCAAAGACAUUGUGAUGGUCCUGCGGAAGGGCGGAGCCCACCUGCCCCGAGAGCAGCUGGCCGUCUCGGGCACAGAGCUGUGCAGCCUAGCGGCUAACGGAGACCUGGAUGGUCUACAGAUCUGGCACCUAGCCGGGGCCGAUCUGAACACCCCCGGGUAUGACGGACGGACGGCCCUUUCAGUGGCAACGGGGGCUGGCAAGUUGGAGGCCGUCGCGCUUAUUAAUCGCCUCCUGAGUACCAGGGAUCAGAGUGGGAUCAAGCCCAGCGCCCCCCCCCGGAGGGACGCUAGACCCGGGAGGGCUCCUACGCCAGCCAGGCUCACUCACUGCCCUCCCCAGAGCGCAGCCAUCACCUCCAUUCCAAAGAUCCAGCGUGUCCUGCCGCUUCAGCGCUUCCUCGUUUCCUUUGUCACGCGCAUCUCCGUACGCCACCAAACACGACCCCCUGUGGACCUUUAUUUCUGGCUGCACUUUACCCCGAUGUUAUGUGUGUGUGUGUGUUGUUUUUUUAUGAUCAUCUAUUGUAUGUUCUUGUAAAUGUUGUUUUACCACUUGUCUGUACAAGGCAAUCAGGGAAUCUGCUGUCAAUGGCUCAAAAAGAUGAGAACUUGAUGAAGAAAUUGACGCGCUUUGUCUGGGAAUCUGUAUCCCACCUGCUGUUUAAGACAUCCGCUGUC
Messenger RNA from Gadus macrocephalus (Pacific cod), 2307 nucleotides. RefSeq names its product asparaginase homolog (S. cerevisiae) (gene aspg). Gene Ontology annotation, molecular function: protein binding; asparaginase activity. The transcript is spliced from 16 exons. NCBI's taxonomy places the organism in Eukaryota, Metazoa, Chordata, Actinopteri, Gadiformes, Gadidae. The record is from RefSeq and is a predicted model, not a curated record. Bases 119 to 2167 code for a protein of 682 amino acids. Gene Ontology annotation, biological process: amino acid metabolic process.